GCCACCUUAAAGCCCACCCCUUUUAGUCACUCAUCAACAUGGCGACGCUCAGAACUCUGAGGGAAAGCAGGAGACGUAUUUACGCGUUUUGUUUGGUUAUUUUCCUCCAGCUGUUCAUCGACGUCUGCAUUUCACAAACACCUGAAAGCCUCACAGGAUUGCACACUGAUCAAAGAAACUCAAGCGAGGCGAACGAUUCAUCAACUACAGCAAGUCCACAGAACACAGCAAUUGAUGCCAUCAAGCAUACGUCUGCCGAGCUCAAAAAUGAGAACAAAACUCAUCUGGCAACCACUUUAGAUCCUGUGGUCAUCAAAAAGAAUUCAUCUGUCAUGGCACCCAAUACAUCUGUGGACCACACGACUAAAACGAUGGAUUCAGCACAGAAAAACACUCCUGCACAAGUCAAUACUACCGAAGCCCGUCCUACAAAAACGACUCCAGAUUCUACUCCAGAAGCUCCCGCCUCCAACGUGUCCCAAACAACAAAACCUGUAACAGAAGAAAGAGCUGACUUCAAACACACCACCACAACAAACCCAUCCACAGUGGAGAGCACCGAUCCACUGCUGCUGAGUACAGAUAAGCAGCCCGUCAUCUCAGAUGAUCCAUCGGACAAAUAUGAGGAAGACUAUGGAGACGUUUUAGGUAAUAAUUAUGAAGGAAAAGAAGACAAGAAAGACCAAAGUAACAUCAAAGAUCAGGUUAAAGGGGCAGAUGAAUUUGACAGCUACAACUCCGAAGAACACGACUCCCACUUCUUCUUUCAUCUGGUCAUCCUGGCCUUCCUGGUGGCCAUUGUCUACAUUACCUACCACAACAAGAGAAAGAUCCUCCUGCUGGUCCAGAGCCGACGGUGGAAAGACGGUUUAUGUUCUCGCAACAACGUGGAGUAUCGCCGCCUGGACCAGAACGUCAACGAGGCCAUGCCAUCCCUCAAGAUGACCAGAGACUACAUUUUUUGACUGACGCUCCUAUAAACGUGUCACAUGUCCAGACCUGCAUGAAGAGAUUUGGUCCUCCUUGUCUCGCCACGAGCAUAGUACAGAUGCUUUGCUUUUUCUAAUCAUGUUGUACUUUACAGCAGGGGAAAUAAUUAGAAGUUAUUUGGAGCAACAUUAGACAGGUGGUGGCCUUUUUUUUUUUGACUUUUUUAUUUUAAAGAUUUAUGCUUUUUUUUUAUGUAUAAAUUCCUUUUUUUUUUUUUUUACAUUUUGAUUUAUGGAAGGUUUUUUUCUUAAGUCUUAUGGUCCCUGUACGACUGCUUCUUUACUGCUCUUGCAGCAUUUUUUAUUAAUUCUCCAAGUUAGUUGAAUAAAUUAGAUGAUGUGACCUUUAGCUCCUAAUAGCAUUCCUAAAUAUUGUACUUUCACUUAAAUAGAAUAAAAGUAGAUUUAUCUCUCAGUAAUCAAAACAAGUUAUAUACUGGCACACAACGCACUUUGUGUCGUGCAUUUAUUUAGAUAAGAAAGCAUUAACUAAGCAGCAACCAUGCCAAAUAAGGUGAAAUUAUUCACUUAUUUGUAAAACUAUUCACUCGUCUACCUUCAUUGCGCCUGUAGAUAAAACAAGGAAAAUAUUGAAGCUUAAUUGUUUUUUCUACCUGUACAAAUAAAAACAUCCAGGGAUGUUUUUAUUAUAAUAAAUAAUAAAUACAAUUUGCACAAUAUAUUGAACGUUUGUCUUUAAGUUGUUUCCUCACUCUCUGGGUUUUUUAAAAAUGGUUUCAGAGAAUGCGCAGUGGCCUCCUUUUUAUAAUAUAGCUUUGGUUUAUGGAUGUAAAAUUAAAUUGCAGGGGGUUAAAAAUGCACAUUAAGAAAAUGAUCAGGGGAGGAAUACUCUUCAGGUGAUGGAUAAUCUCAUGUGCUUAAGCCAUUUCAAAACAGAUGGUGUAUACAGAAUGGAAUGUACCGCCUGAUGUAAUUUAUUGGAAAGUCUUUUACUGAAAGACCUCUUUGUUUAUCUUGAUCACCUUAUAUUUAAGCUACCGGAUACCUCCUCUACAUUUAUAACCCAGAUUUUGCUGUGCAGAUGUUCUGUGGCCGCCCUUCUGCUUUAUGGCUUCGAUGAAGCUUCUGUCAACACACCACCAUUGAUGCAAUAUGUAAUUGUACCGUUUUCUUUUACCCGUACAGCGUGCCGGUUGGCUUUAGCCAGUGGAUAUUAGUCACUUAUGUUUUCACUCUAACCUGCUGCUGAAAAAUAAAUGUGCACCAAGACAUGAAGACAAAUCGAUUUCUUUCUUUGUUUCCCUUCUCUUUUCUUCAUCACAACCACAUCUGUUGCCUUUUCAAGCCUUUUUGUUGAAAUGCCACCUUGUUGGACAGGUUCAGGUGUGUCGUGUUUUACAUGUAUGGUCUAAUGUGAGUUGGCAGAUCUGCACUGUACUGCUCAGACAUGCUAGAUAGAAUAUGGGGUACACCCUUAUGCUCAACACUGCUUUUGCAAUCGACUCUGUGCAAUAUUUUUCUCAAUAAAGCACAAAUUGUAUUAAUCUA
Molecule: messenger RNA, 2498 nt
Organism: Girardinichthys multiradiatus
Lineage: Eukaryota; Metazoa; Chordata; Actinopteri; Cyprinodontiformes; Goodeidae
Gene: c11h5orf15
Product: chromosome 11 C5orf15 homolog
Exons: 3
Coding region: 39-965 (308 amino acids)
Source: RefSeq, a predicted model, not a curated record